AUGAAGACAUUUAUUCUGUGCCUGAUCCUCGUAAUCUCAGCCACAGAUGCUUUCCUCUUCAACCUCCUAGGUGGUGGUGGAGGUGGUGGUUGUGGAUGCGCACCUCCUCCACCACCUCCGCCUUGCCCUUGUCCUCCUCCUCCUCCUGCACCAUGUGGAGGCGGUUGUGCUGCACCUCCUCCUGUAUAUGCGCCUCCUCCGCCCCAAUACGCUCCUCCAUCGAACAGCUACGUUGGAAAAUAG
This is a messenger RNA of Haemonchus placei, 243 nucleotides long. Lineage: Eukaryota; Metazoa; Nematoda; Chromadorea; Rhabditida; Trichostrongylidae. The record is from the annotation of a GenBank genome assembly.